This is a messenger RNA of Frankliniella occidentalis (western flower thrips), 3650 nucleotides long. RefSeq names its product dynein beta chain, ciliary-like. The transcript has 14 exons. Gene Ontology annotation, biological process: microtubule-based movement. Gene Ontology annotation, molecular function: dynein light intermediate chain binding; minus-end-directed microtubule motor activity; dynein intermediate chain binding. NCBI's taxonomy places the organism in Eukaryota, Metazoa, Arthropoda, Insecta, Thysanoptera, Thripidae. The record is from RefSeq and is a predicted model, not a curated record. The coding region runs from base 1 to 2916 and encodes 971 amino acids. Gene Ontology annotation, cellular component: dynein complex.
AUGCCUGUGAGGGGUACACUAGGUUGGUCUCAUUCCCAGACAUUCUUGAUGCUCAGGGCCAUCAAGAUGGGUGACAAGGAGAUCGACUACAACCCCAAGUUCCGCCUGAUCCUGCAAACGAAACUGGCCAACCCCCACUACAAGCCCGAGAUGCAGGCGCAAACGACCAUCAUCAACUUCACGGUGACGCGCGACGGCCUCGAGGAGCAGCUGCUCGCCGAGGUCGUGAAGGCCGAGCGGCCCGACCUGGAGAGCCUCAGGAUGGAGCUGACCACGAAGCAGAACUCGUACAAAAUUGAGAUCAAGAAUCUCGAGGAUGAGCUGCUGCAGAGGCUGAGCUCGGCGGGCGACAACGUGCUCGCCGACAAGGCCCUGGUCAUCAACCUGGAGAAGACCAAGCGAACGGCAGAGGACAUCGUUGUCAAGGUGGAGGAGUCCAAGGUUACGGGGAAGCGCAUCGACGAGGCCCGAGAGCACUAUCGCCCAGCGGCGGCUCGGGCAGCCCUUCUCUACUUCAUCCUCAACGACCUACACAAGAUCAACCCCGUCUACCAAUUCUCGCUCAAGGCGUACACGGUGGUGUUCCACCGCGGCAUACAGCUCGCCGCGCCCGCCGACACGCUGCAGGCCCGCGUGCACAACCUCAUCGACUCCAUCACGUACCAGACCUACAUCUACACCAGCAGGGGGCUCUUCGAGGCGGACAAGCUCAUCUUCAUGACGCAGAUGGCUGUGCAGGUGCUGCUCAAAGCUCAGGAAGUGGAGCCCGUUGAACUGGACUUCCUUCUGCGCUACCCGUUCGUCACCAACCUGCAGAGCCCGAUCGACUUCCUGUCCGACACCUGCUGGGGCGGGAUCGUCGCUCUUUCGAACAUGCCCGAGUUCAAGAACCUAGACAAGGACAUCGAGGGUGCCGCCAAGCGCUGGAGGACGUUCGUUGAGUCCGAGGCUCCCGAGAAGGAGAAGUUCCCCGGGGACUGGAAGGGCAAAUCGGCGCUGCAGCGGUUGUGCAUGAUGCGCGCGCUGAGGCCCGAUCGGAUGAUCUACGCCACGCAGGCGUUCAUAGAGGAAAAACUGGGAUCGAAGUUCAUCGAGUCUCGGUCGAUUCCGUUUGAAAAAUCUUUCGAGGAGAGCAGUCCUACGACACCAACGUUCUUCAUUUUGUCCCCGGGCGUUGACCCCCUCAAAGACGUGGAGAAACUUGGACGGAAGAUGGGCUUUACUUCCGACAAGCGCAACUUUCACAACGUAUCGCUAGGGCAGGGCCAGGAGCCAGUGGCAGAGAAGGCAAUGAAGCGAGCAGCUAAGAAGGGGCAUUGGGUCAUACUACAGAAUAUUCACCUUGUGGCCAAUUGGCUGCCGAGCCUGGAGAAGAGGAUGGACAAGUGCGCAGAGCAUCCCCAUGACAACUACCGGCUGUUCAUGAGUGCCGAGCCCGCUCCCGCGCCCGAGUUCCACAUCUUGCCUCAGGGCGUGUUGGAGUCUUCCAUCAAAAUUACCAACGAGCCCCCCACGGGCAUGCACGCCAACCUCCAUAAAGCAUUGGACAACUUUUCGCAAGAGACCCUCGAGAUGUCCACCAAGGAAGCCGAAUUCAAGUCGAUCCUCUUCGCUUUGUGCUAUUUCCACGCUGUCGUCGCGGAGCGUCGCAAGUUCGCUGCGCAGGGUUGGAAUCGAGUGUACCCGUUCAACUUUGGUGACCUGACCAUAAGCGUCAACGUGCUUUACAACUACCUGGAGGCAAAUAAUAGGGUGCCAUGGGAGGACUUGCGGUACCUCUUUGGUGAAAUCAUGUACGGCGGUCACAUCACUGACGACUGGGACCGACGCCUCUGCGCUACGUACCUAGAAGAAUACCUACAGGCUGAGCUGGUUGACGGUGACCUGAUGCUGGCGCCGGGCUUUACGUCCCCGCCCAACUCCGACUACGCGUCGUACCACCAGUACAUCGACGACUACCUGCCCCCCGAGAGCCCCAUGCUGUACGGGCUGCACCCCAACGCGGAGAUCUCCUCGCUCACGGCCACGUCGGAGAAGCUGUUCAAGACCGUCUUCGAGAUGCAGCCCCGCGACGCCAUGGCAGGGUCCGGUGUCACCGUGUCCAGGGAGGAGAAGGUGAAGCAAAUGCUGAGCGACAUCCUCGAGCGCCUGCCGGAGCCGUUCAACAUGGCGGAGAUGAUGGGGAAGGUGGAGGACCGAACGCCGUACGUCAUCGUGGCCUUCCAGGAGUGCGAGCGCAUGAACCAGCUCAUGGCGGAGCUCAGACAGUCUCUCACUGAUCUCGACCUCGGCCUCAAGGGAGAACUCACCAUCACGCCCGCCAUGGAGAACUUGGAGCAGAGCCUGUUCAUUGACAAGGUGCCGGAGAACUGGUCAGCCAAAGCCUACCCGUCAAUGUUGCCGCUGUCGUCCUGGUUCGCUGAUCUGCAACUUAGGCUGAAGGAGCUCGAGAACUGGACACAAGACUUCAUAAUGCCAGGUUCAGUGUGGUUGGCUGGCUUCUUCAACCCACAGUCCUUCCUCACCGCCAUCAUGCAGAGCAUGGCGCGUAAAAACGAGUGGCCCCUUGACAAGAUGUGCCUGCAGUGCGACGUCACCAAGAAAGGCAGGGAUGACUUCAGUCAAGCACCACGGGAGGGCGCCAACGUGCACGGUCUGUACAUGGAGGGCGCGCGCUGGGACGUCGGCCUGGGCUGCAUCGUGGACUCCCGUCACAAGGAUCUCUUCCCCUUGAUGCCCGUCAUCUACGUGCGAGCCAUCACCCAGGACAAGCAGGAAACUCGAAACAUGUAUCAAUGCCCAGUGUACAAAACACGACAGAGAGGCCCCACAUUUGUUUGGACGUUCAACCUCAAGACACGGGAUAAGCCGACAAAGUGGACGCUGGCGGGGACUGCGCUGCUGCUUAGCAUAUAAGUAAAGCAAGGACAAUAAGAAAUUUAAUUAGAUGACGUGUAGGAAAUUCCCCUUUAGAUCGACAGUAGCGAUUGGGGCUUCCCUAUCAAGUGGUGAGUUCAUUUCAUUGUGUUGCUUCAUAUGCUUAUUUUUGUUGUGUUUUAUGUGUGUGUAAACAAGGAAAAAAAGACUGUGAUAUCUUAUUUAUAAACUGAUCUUAUCAGGCUAGAAUGCAAUUUUUCAAUAAAAUCAUGAUAAAGAAAUCAAAGGCACCACAACUUUUAUUCUACAUAUUAAUUUAAAUCACAAUAUUUGGUGACUCAGUUUUGUUCAGAGUACUUUGAAAAUACUUACAAAUACAUGUCAUAGAAUUUACAUCAACUUUACACAAAGAGAGUAGGGGUAUGGUGUGAUUCUUUCACACUUCCACCUGCUCCCCAGGAAACCUGAAAUGUAACUGUCUAAAUUUUAAAAAGCAAGAAAGGAGUAUUGUGAAGUGAAGAAAACACCCAUUCUAAAUCACAAUUGUUUCUUUGUGCAACAUUGUCACCAGAGUACAAAUACUUUUAAGUACCAAUAAAGCUCAUAUUUAUCACUAUAUGCCACCCCAAAGCACAUCAGAAUGUAACACUCUUAAUGCUAAACAACAUUGUCCUAAAAAAUUGUUUGAACAUAGCCUACUGCAAAAUAUAUACGAUAAUAUAUAAAAUCUUGAAGAAAUUGAAUAUUUAAUAUUGAGUAAUAGAUAUUAGGUA